Messenger RNA from Paramormyrops kingsleyae, 5884 nucleotides. Its product is annotated as A disintegrin and metalloproteinase with thrombospondin motifs 15-like. Gene Ontology annotation, molecular function: metalloendopeptidase activity. Gene Ontology annotation, biological process: extracellular matrix organization; proteolysis. Gene Ontology annotation, cellular component: extracellular matrix. The record is from RefSeq and is a predicted model, not a curated record. Lineage: Eukaryota; Metazoa; Chordata; Actinopteri; Osteoglossiformes; Mormyridae.
GCUAGAAAGACGAGAUCAUUUCUGCAGACAGGUAGAAGAUGUGAGUGCGCAAUACUGGUGAUUCUGUGCUGAGUGGACGCGCAGCGGAAACUGGAAGGCGACAGUGCCUUGGAUUAUUUGAUAGGGCUUUAAUAAAAUUUAUUAUCAUAGCCGAUAUCAAACUUUUUCAGAUUGGUCAUUUCUUCCAUUCAUUAUUAUUGUUAUUGCACAAAAUAGCAUACUUAACUGUAGCCAUGUCCAUGUUUAUUUGGACAAUAGUGAUUAUUUUGAAUCUCUUAUUCAUGUUCACCAGAAUAAGCCAUUCCAUGGAAAGUGAUUUUUGUUUUCCAGAUCGCCUGGACCAGCAAACCGCGGAACACAAUUUUGUCCGCCCAGAAGAGGACAUUCAGCGGCAGCACGCUGUUUUUCGAAUUAAAGCAUUCAAGGAGAAUUUCGUACUUAAUUUAUUUCCAGAUUCCAACUUUCUUGCACCUACCUUCUCCGUGCAAACCACCGCAGCAAAUCCAGACCUGAGUCGCUGCUUUUACUCCGGUGAUGUCAACUCAGACAAGGAUUCCUAUGCUGCCUUGAGCCUGUGCAACGGUCUGCAAGGCGCAUUUGGUUACAAAGGGUGGGAAUAUUUCAUCAGUCCCGCGCGCAAUGAUUCGGCAUCUGGAAACAGCGGCUCCGCAGAGAGGGCGCACGUACUGCGACGCCGGAGGAACCUUAACCUGAGCGCCAAUGUGACUUCCAGGUGUAGUGUGGACUCCGGUCAGCAUCAUGACAUUUUGCAGUCCUUGGAAAGGUACAAACACAUGAAAGGGAUCAAUAAAGGGAAUAUGACUGAAUCUUCUUUAAAAGGCUUGGGCAGGUCCAAGAGGUUUGCUUCGGUGCCUCGAUACGUCGAGACCCUUAUUGUUGCAGAUGAGUCCAUGGCUAAAUUCCACGGCGACGACCUUAAGCAUUACCUUCUGACCCUCAUGUCAGUCGCCGCAAGGCUUUACAAGCACCCAAGCAUUCUCAACUCCAUCAACAUUGUAGUUGUCAAGUUUAUGGUGAUUACCGAAGCUGAGAAGGGACUCAAAGUUUCCGGCAACGCCGCGCUGACUUUGCGCAAUUUCUGCACGUGGCAGAAGAAGUUCAACAAAAACAACGACAAACAUGCUGAAUACUGGGAUACCGCUAUCCUCUUCACUAAACAGGACCUUUGCGGCGCCUCGACCUGCGACACCCUGGGCAUGGCCGACGUGGGCACCAUGUGCGACCCCAAAAGGAGCUGCUCUGUCAUCGAGGACGACGGCCUCCCUUCAGCCUUCACCACCGCGCACGAGCUCGGGCACGUCUUCAACAUGCCGCAUGACAACGUCAAGGCCUGCGAAGAUGUGUUUGGCAAGCUGAGCGAUAACCACAUGAUGUCUCCCACGCUGAUCCAGAUCGACCGCACCAGCCCUUGGUCUGCCUGCAGUGCAGCCAUCAUUACUGACUACCUGGACAGUGGUCACGGUGACUGCUUGCUGGAUCAGCCCCAGAGUGUUUUGGUCCUGCCCGACGUCCUCCCAGGAAUCACCUACAGCCUUAGCCGACAAUGCGAGCUGGCCUUCGGGAGCGGCUCCAAGCCUUGCCCGUACAUGCAGUCCUGUGCGAAGCUGUGGUGCACGGGCAAAGCCCGGGGCCAACUGGUCUGUCAAACGCGCCACUUCCCCUGGGCCGAUGGCACCAGCUGUGGGGACAGACAUCUGUGCUACCAGGGCGUCUGCAUGGACAAGGAUAACAUCACCAGGAUCAAGGUGGAUGGCCGAUGGGGGAAGUGGGGAGUGUUCGGCCCAUGCACUCGCACAUGCGGGGGUGGCGUGCAGCUGUCCAAACGGGAGUGCAACAGUCCUCUGCCAGCCGAAGGUGGGAAGUAUUGCCAGGGCAUCCGCAUCCGGUACCGCUCCUGCAACCUGGAAUCCUGUCCAGACACAGGUAAAAGCUUCCGUGAGGAGCAGUGUGAGGCCUUCAACGGCGUCAGCCUCAACACCAACCGCCUUACCCCAUCUGUGGUGUGGGUCCCCAAAUUCUCUGGAGUUUCCCCCAAAGAUCAAUGCAAGCUUAUCUGCAGAGCCAACGGCACAGGCUACUUCUAUGUCCUUGCUCCCAAAGUAGUGGAUGGGACUCCCUGCUCCCCUGACUCCUCUUCUGUCUGCGUCCAGGGAAAGUGCAUGAAAGCAGGCUGUGAUGGCAAGCUCAGCUCCAAGAAGAAGUUUGACAAGUGCGGUGUGUGCGGGGGCGACAACCGUGGCUGCAAAAAGGUCUCGGGGCUCUUCACCAAACCCAUACAUGGCUACAACUUUGUGGUGAUGCUUCCCGUUGGCGCCUCCAACAUUGACAUUCGGCAACGUGGCUACAAGGGUCUGGUGAAUGACGACAACUACCUGGCGGUGAAGGACAGCAAGGGGCAGUACCUGCUGAACGGGAACUACGUGGUGUCAGCCGUGGAGCGGGACAUCCUGGUGCGUGGCAGCCUGCUGCGGUACAGUGGCACGGGCAUGGUGGCGGAAACGCUGCAGGCUGUCAAGCCCUUGAAGGAGGCGCUAACGGUGGAGGUGCUCUCCGUGGGCAAGAUGACACCACCACGCAUCCGCUACUCCUACUACCUGGCCAAGGAGAGCAAGGAGGAGAGGACCCUGAAGAAGGAGGGCAGGAGCAAAGCCGAGAACAGCGUGCUGGUCGACAGCAAUAAGGUGGAGCUGAAGAAGCCAACAUACGUGCAGAAUAAGUGGAUGGCGGCGGGCUGGGACGAGUGCUCGGUGACGUGUGGCAGUGGGCUGCAGAAGAGGAUGGUGCAGUGCCUGGACCCGGAGGGUCACUCCGCCACUGACUGCGACUCUGCCUUGAGGCCCAGUGCCCUGAGGUUCUGCGGUGACCCCUGUCCUGACUGGGAUGUCGGGGAAUGGUCUCCGUGCUCCAAGACCUGUGGCAAAGGCUUCAAGAGGAGGGUGCUGCGUUGCAUCACCGUGGCGGGGGAUCUGCGGCCACGGGACCAUUGUGCCGGCAAGCGGAAGCCGCAGGAGCUGGACUUCUGUACGUUGCGGCCUUGCUAAGUUCUUGCACCCCCAUCUUCCUCUAAAUUUUUUUUUCCUACGUAUUGGACGAAAGAAAGGGAUGACUAUCAUUUAACAGUCUAGAACCAUGCUUGUCCUCUUGAGAAAGAUACACGGACAAUUAAAGGGAGGAGCAGCGAAAAGCAAAUGAGGAAUAGCGAUCACAUACUCUGCAGGCCACUGAUUUCAUAUACAGAGCUGGAGUUCAGCCCAGGCAUCUACCUCCAUUUAAAAAUGGCUGUUAAACACACUCAAACACACGUCAUAUACCGAGUGUGAACAUGUGUGCCAAUGCAACUGUAUGCCGUUUACCUAAUUAAAGACGUCCAGAUAUGAAAUUCAAAAAUAUUAAUUAAAGGUCUUUGAUAGUCUCAAAAACAUCAGGUGGUACUGAAAGCAGCAGGCCAUUUUCUUCAGAUUAAUAAAGAAGUACCUACACUGGCAAAAUUAAGAUUUUAAAAGAUCAUUACAUCGAUGCCUUUAGAUAUCUGCAGAGAUGUAUCGUUUUGUUUUGAGUUGCCAUAUAUGGUUAUACAAGGAUGUUGGGCCAAGGCAUUACGUCACGGCAUUCUGAGUCCUUGAAGAUGUGAAUAUCAAGUUAUGCUUAUGUAGGUUCCACAUAAUUCAGCUGAAUCAGUCAAGGACUGUUAAAAUUGAGAAUGGAUUAACUAGGAAGCCUUAAGCGCUUUCUUUUUAAAAAUCUUACAUUCAAUAAAACCCAAAUAGAGGAUUUUGCUAACGCAUUCCUGUGGUUUCACAGACUCUUAUUAGCCUGAACUCCUUAAUGGUAAGUGCGCCCGUCAAGACAGUUAAAAUAACAUUUUGCAGAAAGUGCCUCAUUUAUGCUUGCACAUCUGGCAUGGCUCCAAGCAGCAUAGUGCGGCAUGGAUUUGCCCUGUCUCUUCGCUAUGGCUGUCUUUCCUUUUGACAUUGUGUUUGUGUGCCAAGAGACCAGUCUGGAUUCAGUGGAGUCAGCAACCGAGGUACUGGCAUGGAUCCAACCUAAAGUGAAUUUCUGCACUAGACCGUCAUUCGACAGGAAAGGAGUACCUGUUGACCUAAUGAGAUAAACCAAACAGGACUCGCUGGGGUACCUCCAUACACAUUGGCAUACACUUAGAUCUGUUAGUUGCAUCUGUUUCCCCUGACUGCGGCUGAAUCAUUGUUUUAAUGUAACACUGAACAGUAGCUGUCCAUCAGGUGGGUUGGUACCCUCUUCUUGGCCUUUGGCAGAGAACUCUGCUCUCGUUGAUGCUUUGAGGUUGUUAAUCUUGCCUUCUUGUAAGCUGCAGAUGAAUAAAUCAGGACAAAUGUUUUACUGCAUUUCAGUAAAAGGCAUUAUGAGGUAUCAUCUCAAAUCUUAUAUCAGUGCUUAUCAGAGGUGUGUAGUUAAGAUGCAGAAAGUAAACAUCCAGACCAAGAGUUUGUUUCAACCAUCAGUUGAGCAUAAAGAGUCACAGAGAACUCAACUGGUGGGUUGAAACAAAAUCUUGGUCUGGAUUUUUACUUUCUGGACCUGAACUAUGCACCUCUGGUACUCAUUAAUAUAUUAAGCAUGCUUUCUGACGAUGCAUUUGGUGCUCAGUGUCAACAUGAGGAAUGUGAUGUCUUUCAUAAGGGAAUCCUGCAGCUGUCAUGUCAUCUACUUUGGGAGGACGGUGAUUUUUUUAAUCUGGUGUGAGCGACACUCUCUUCCUUCACUCACAGUGACUAAUCUGUGCAAUGCGUCUCUGUUUGUGAUGGCAGUUUACGGAUCACACUAGCUAGCAAAUGUCAUAAGUGCGGGUUGAGAAGCAGGUGAUGCAUCAUAAAAGGGCCGUAAGAAAGAAGCAUCUGACCUGAAUACAAAAUGAAUCUUUCAGAGGCUGAAAUGGUAGCACUUUACUUGAACCUGUCUUCUAUGAUGCGUUAUAGAUACCUUCAAAAUGCAUUAUUAAGGUCGAUAUAAGAAUUAAUAAAGCAUUACAGCAUCUUUUAUUGACAGUCAUAUGGCAUUGACAUAUGAUACUUCAUAAGCUCCAAUGAAGCUCUCAUCCAUAAUGCACUAUAGAUACCUUCAUAAUGCAUUCUGAUGGUCGGUAUAAGCAUUAAGCAUGCUUUGAAAUGCAUUAUAAAAGUAUCUAUAGUACAUAAUAAAUGAGAGCUUCAUAAAGCAUUCAUAAUGCAUAAUAAAAAUGACUAUAAUGUGUUAUGACUCAUUUUUAUAAUGCUUUAUAUAAUGCAUGAAUGCAUGUCACAAAUGUGUUCAUAGAUUCUUAUAGACAUGGCAUUAACAGAAAGUGCUACCAUUAAAAUUCCAAUUGGCCCAACAUGUGAAGCAUGUAGAUGUAUUUUCCAACAGUCUGGUUUACCGGGAGUGCAGCAGUCUUGGCCGUAACUAGGCUAUGUGACCCUCACUGGUCUGAAAACGUUCCUCUCCCAAACUCAGCAGUACAGCUGUCACUAUCGUGCUCUGUCUGGUACAGUUGCCAUUAAUAAGUUAUUGUGAUUAAAUAUAUAAUGUGGCAAAAAAGGCAUGGUUUUUGUAUUGCUGUACAUGUAUCACCCAGUUGGACUCUCAGUUUCUCAACUGUAUGUGUAUCUAGUUUAUGAAAACUUUGUAAUCCACUACGUAUUGUUUAUUAUUUUAUUAUUGAUGUUAUUAUUUUUGCUUUGGUUCGGAGGGGACCACAUCUUCCAUCUAAAAGAUGGUUCCUGUAUUAUUUGGAAUGUUUUCUUUUGCACAUUGUACAGCAAAAGAAAUAAAUGUUAAUUCAGCUGCGUCGUAUGCUAUGUAUACAUUCAUUCAGCUGUGUACCAAUAAAUAAUGUAAAUACCGUCAA